UCUGGUCCUACCCAAUACUAGCUUUUCAAUGGUGUAUUGAAUGUCUAUCAGGCGCAAAUAUUAGGGGAGUUACAGCUUGUUGUGGGAGUGGUGUUUAGCCUGGCGGAGUUGUAGUGGAGUUCUGGUAGAGUGCUGACUUUAAAGCCAGAUUCCUUAGGUGUCCUUUAGGCGCAGAGUCUGCUACUUGCUAGCCUAGUUCUCCUCGAUGCCAGCCUUCCAACAGCCUAUUGAAUGUCUACCCAGCGCCAAUAUUUGUGGAGUUACACCCUGUAAUCGGAGUGGUGUUUAGCCUGGCUGAGUUCUGGCUGAGUUCUGGUGGAGUACUGACCUUGAAGCCAGAUCGCUCAGGCAUCUUUGGGGCGCAGAGUCUACUACUCACUGGUCCGGUUCUACUUGACGCCAGCUUUCUAAUGAUGUAUUACAUGUCACCCCGGUGCCAAUACUAGUAGAUUCAGUUUACAUUGGAUUUAUAGCAAUAGGGUAGGGGGGGUAGUUUCUUUGCAUACUGUAUAUCAUAGAACCAAUAUGACUAGAAAUAUUAUUUGAAAGCUUUUAGAAUCUAUAUGUGACCCAGGUCACAAGGUCCAAUCCUGGUAUUGCAUCCUGUAAAUAGUAGUAGUGCUUACUUGUAUUGUGAAAAUAACUCCAGUAUUGGGCUACGUCCUGUUCACACCCCAAGUUCUUGUACCAAGGAGUGUUGCAUCCUGUGUUCUGGUGCCAAGGACUAUUGCAUCCUGAGUUUGGUGACUACUGUCUUGCAUCCUGAUUAAUCAUUUGCAUCCUGUAUGUCCCAUGCUUCUGAUGCACAGGAUGCACAGGAUGUAACCUUUUAUUUUUGCUGAUGUUUUACAUUUAUUUUAUUUUAUUUUCUCCAAGCUUCUAUUGCUAUCGGGGAAUUAUUCUAUUCUCAACCUAGAUUCUCCUGUUUACCUAGAUUUGCAUACUAUUUUAUUGAGUUUUUAUUUCAACUUUUAUAUCAACAGUAUAUUGAACUUGUUAUGUAGUACUGGGUUGCCAUGGCGUACGGAAACAUAUUAGACACGAGUGUGCCGUAUUCGGAUCUCCGGAUAUUUAAGAAAUUGGCGAGGAUCACCACGAAAUACAAUGCUCACUUUCGGCAACCCCCGUGAUUCCUGGAAAUUCCCGCCACAGCGAAAUUAAUUCGGACCUUAGACACUCUACUCAUCACUACCGGUAUGGUAGUUAUUAAGGCGCGGUACUUGGGUUCAGGUUUGGAUUGCGCUUUUUGCCUAGUGGUGAGCACUCGUGCUGUUCUGGGACUGGCACAGUACCCCUUGUCUCCUUUGUGCUCGAGUACCCUACUGUACAACCGACAGGGUUAGGCUGAACAACGCACAAACACUGCGUAUCAUAAUUCUAUAAUUGGCGAUUGACUCUUUUUACCCUGGAAUGCCUCCUGCGAGGUCCCGCUUCACCAAAAGUGGAUGGAAUAGCCAGUGGGAAGCCAUUGAGCACGAGUGAUCACCAAACAAAUGGCGCGUCUGCCAACCGAACUGCACUACGAGUACUCGAGUACUAGUACAAGCUUUUCACAGCCCAGCAGUCGUCGUCAUGAUCUCCCCCUGAUCUGGGUCCUUGGCAGGCACGGAGCUUCUAUUUUUCACAUGGAACACGGAUAUCUCCCCUUCAAGGUCCUCCUCCCCCCUCCAUAACCACACGGCUUGGUUGUUGGUGCACCAGUCUUUAACCAAUGCUUCCGCCGCUCCCGCUCCCGCUUUCUAUCCCCUCCACCCCACAGCUUUACCUUCAGCUCCAAGCUCCGCCAUCAUUCUCUUAACCAUGCUCAACUUGUUGGCGAUACCCUUCCUACUGCCACUUAUUCUCCCAUCCGCGUUGGCCGUGGAUUGCGAGUGCUAUAGGACCUCCACGGGACACUACUUCACGAACUACGAAUUCUAUGACUUCCGCAAACAAUCUGGCCCCCUCCCUCCUGUUCCAGAAUUGCCGGACUCAUUACCGAGGAGCCCCAGACCAACCGCAGAAGAUUACUCGUCCAAUCCAAAAAUCGGAGCGUACCAGGAUGGUUAUAUAAGGAGCGAUGAGUUCACAAGCAGUUGGUCUAUCCAAGACUGGGGGAAGGAACCUACUAGCGAAUUCCCGAUCAGGAUGCAGAACAGUCGGAGCAACGUUUAUUUUGGUAUUUCUUUCCAAUCCCCGGUUAAGCGAGUUUGAGAGCUCAUGAAUUUGGAUGGUAGUUUCUGCUGAUUCGAGUAAUUCAUCCUCAAAAAUGGUAGUGAGGACUCAUCGGUUUGAUACGUUCCAAUCCUCAGCUGAGAUCGAAUCCGCGUAUGCGCCGCGCUCCCACUUUUCUGGCGUGUAUCGCCCAACAAUGGUUAAUAAGGAGUUAGGGUUCAAAACGUCCUCUAUGCUUCUAUCCGCGUUCGCGCUCGAGUGUAUGGCGCUGCCGGUGCUGUUGCAGGCUUCUUCACUUAUUUCAAUGGCCAGAACGAAACCGAUAUUGAAGUUUUGACCCGAGACGACCCCACCGAAAUCCGAUAUUCCAAUCAACCGGUUACAGAUGAUCGUACGCUAUCCCUCUCCCUCUAUCUACCGUGACUUAAGUAAUCCCCGGGAUCGUAAAAGCUAACGGAUCGGGAACAGGCGGGAAUGAGAUCCGCGGCUCCUCAACAAAAGUAAACAUGACCUCCCAGGACAGGACCGACGGCACAGAAGCGGAGAAGCUCAAAAAACGAGCAACUCCGACAACCCUGAUUAGAUAUGACGAUUGGCACACCCAUCGGGUAGACUGGGUGGAUGGCAAGUCAUCCUGGUUCGUGGACGGCGAGCAUCUCCUCGAUAAAAAAUAUGGUGUUCCAAUCGUCCCUUCCUACUUUAUCAUGGUUUGUUCACUAGGUUAUAUGGCCUCGCGUGGAUUUGGCUGAUUAACUGGAAUGCAGAAUCUGUGGUCUGAUGGCGGCGUUUGGUCCGGAAACAUGACGAAGGGUCAAUCUGCAUAUAUGGAGAUUGAAUUCGUCGAGAUGGCGUUCAACACUACUGGGGGCGACCGCAGUUCCUCUAACAGGAAUGUGAAAGGAGCUUCAGCGGCUAAGUGCGAUAGCAUAUGUGUGAUUGACGGUGUGGCUGUCACCGGAACGCCGGAAGGCGCACAGAGUGGGGCUUUCAAGAGUGCUGUCAAUCCGUGGUCCCUGGGCGUAGCGAUAUUGAUGAUUGCUGUCGUAUUGUCUUUUUAGGCCAAGACUGCGGCUGUGGUGAUGACCGUGAUGACAAUAUCCUGGUUGGGCUGAUUCGUUGGUUAGGGUUUGUAUCUUAAUGUGUCUUGAGGUGAAGUUUUGUAGUCUAGAGAAAUGACACUAUUCCCCUUUUUACGAUGGCUAGACCUCUUACUGGGAGUAUUCUUGCAUUAAGCCUUAUGCCGUAGCUGCGCUGGAUAGUGCCCGGAUGUGAUGCAUUCAACGUGAAGCUUGUAAAAUUGCUAGGCUCACAGCUCUUUGGUGUUCCCUCCUAGGUCUUCAAGUGCACAGCGUGAGCCCCCAAUGGGGGGGAAUUUCACUGCAGGAGGCUCGGGGGCAAAAAAUCUUGAAUAGGUAGCCCGGGUGUCGCCAGGGAGAGGUUGUUUGGUAGCCCGCGUGGCCGUGUAAGACCCAAGGCAGGUGGUGAGCCGUAAAAACUGAGGAGGUGUUUUUCUGAUAGACCGCGUGAACGUGGUGAGGCUUACUAGCAAGGUUCUGGCGGGGUGGGAGUGUCAAUGCUGGAUGGGGUCCGGGCCCUCUUGAUCGUGUCUGCUGGGGAGGAUUUGGUUGUGCUUUAGCCUAAGGAGCGUAGGUAUUCUGGCAGAACAUGGAGUAUCGAUGGGACGUAGGGAUAGAUGUGUAGAUGCGUGCGCAUGCACAUCGCGGACUCAGGUGGAAGUGGGAAAAUGUCACUCGGGAAACAACCGAAACUAGGCCCGGAAGCUAUUGGUAAGCGGCAGGAGAACGAUGUGGCGGGAGGGGUGGAUAGAAGAGUCGCAAAUGAAGGAAUAUGA
This is a messenger RNA of Tuber aestivum (summer truffle), 4006 nucleotides long. NCBI's taxonomy places the organism in Eukaryota, Fungi, Ascomycota, Pezizomycetes, Pezizales, Tuberaceae. The record is from the annotation of a GenBank genome assembly.